ACCCUGAGGAUUCACAGAUGGUGAUAAUCUGGAUCUAACGGAAAUAAUUCCCCAAAGCCGUGCGAAGGGGGGCACGUGCAGGGUAGCAAAUGUUUUUCAAGUGAAUUCAUCAGAUCGCUUGCCAAUUUUGACACUUGUCUCAUACUUGCAUCGGAUUACAAUCGAUAUUCCAGUAAUUUUCAACUGUAAAAAUCAUGGAUUUACUCGGUUCUAUACUUAAUUCCAUGGAUAAACCUCCCACUGUCAGUGACAAGCAAAAGGCGUUGAUAAAAAAGCAACGCGAGGAACACGAGAAACGCCAGAAAGCAGAGGCCGAUAGGUUGAAGAAAUUCCGUGAACAGGUUGAACACAAGAUUAAUAAAUUUCUAAAGGAUGAGAAUCUCAAGGAGUAUAAAUUUGCUCCAAUGGAAAAGGUUUACCGUACAAUUGUACAUGAUGUUGCUGAAGUUGCUAGUGUGUGGGCGUACUCCUUCGGUGAGGAGGGUAUCGACAGGCACAUCAUGCUUUUUAAAAGAGAACAUGCCCCCUCAGAAGACCAACUGAACGCACUCCGCAGAGGUGAGGAAUGGAACGACGAAAUUGCCAAGCAAUUACAGAUAGACAGAGAACGACAAGCCAAGGAGGAUGCUGAAUACGCAAAAAGUCGCAAACGAAAGGACAAUUUCGUACCAAAUUCCAAUUACAAAGACAAAUAUGAACAUUUGAUUGGAAAGGAAUCAGCACUUGAGGCUGCGAGAAAGACUGAAUCAAGCAGUAGCUACGGCUUUGUCCCCAGUGAGAACAAAAAAGACCAGCGAAGUAUAGAGCAGACUCUGGCUGACAUCAGAGCAAAGAGGAGAAGAAUCGAAGCUGAGAAUCAGUUCCAGACGGAAACGAAGGAAGAGGCUGACUAAAAUCUGGUCAGAUUACUUGUCACUUAUUUUUCGAGAAUAAUGAAUGAACUGUACAUAUAAAUCAAGUAGUUGGAAUAUUUCCCUCCGAGAUUAUAAAUAAUCGUAAUUAAUUAAUUGAAUAAUUUCAUUGUUCAAUAUAUUUACAAGUAUGUUACAAUUUUUAAGUAGUCAAUGGUGAUGAUCGAUUGAAUAAUCACAAGUAUUCGGUAGCUGAAUAUUUUUGAACUGAAGUCCUCGGCGCUGGCUUCGGCUUACUAGCAGGAACUGGAUCGAAUACGAUCUGUUGUUUAAGUUCGAUAAAUUUGCUAAAUUCCUUCCCUGUUGUACUCUUGUAGAGCUCCAAACCCCGUUCGAUAAUAAUAUCACGAACAUAAACUGCGUUGUCCUGGACUAAUUUUCUCUGUGAAACGUGUACCACAAAAUUACUAGAUAAUCAACCGUAAAUGACAAAAAUAAACUAAAAACACUUUUCAUUGUUCUUGUGGAAAAGCAUGAAAAGAAAAUCUAGAUAAUUAAUAAAAAUUUUAAUUUAAAAAAUUCAAUGUGGUAUAUUUUACUAAUUGAGCAAAGCGACAGCUAUCUACGUUGUGAACCAAUAAACAAAAUCAAAAACGGCAAA
Messenger RNA from Diachasmimorpha longicaudata, 1512 nucleotides. RefSeq names its product sperm-associated antigen 7 homolog. Gene Ontology annotation, molecular function: nucleic acid binding. The transcript is spliced from 5 exons. Lineage: Eukaryota; Metazoa; Arthropoda; Insecta; Hymenoptera; Braconidae. Bases 195 to 893 code for a protein of 232 amino acids. The record is from RefSeq and is a predicted model, not a curated record.